Molecule: messenger RNA, 1797 nt
Organism: Linum tenue
Lineage: Eukaryota; Viridiplantae; Streptophyta; Magnoliopsida; Malpighiales; Linaceae
Source: the annotation of a GenBank genome assembly
GGCCGCAGCAAUAGAUACUUUCCAUCAGAAGGAGGAUCGGAGUAUCAAUGGCGGCAGACGCUCCCAUCAGCAAACUGGGGGACGAUCUCCUCGAAGAAAUUCUCGUCCGCAGCUUCCCGCAUCCCAGAUCCGCCUGCCGUAGCAAAUCAGUCUGCAAGCGAUGGAACUCCCUGAUCUCUCGCUCCCGUUUCAACAGCCGUUUCGUUGCUCAUCACCGAAGCAGGAACGAAGGCCAACCACCCCUGCUGCUUCUCUCGAAGGACGACGCCCUGCCACUGCCGUCGUCGCUCCUGAGCUUCCUCCCCGUACCCGACGAAUUCCGAUCCAACUUCGUGAUUUGGGAUUCCUUCAAGGACUUGCUUCUGUGCGGGUUUCGGUAUUCGGCGUGGGACGACAAUCACGAAAGGGCCAGAUCGCUCUUGAUCUGCAAUCCCUUUACAGAGCAGUGGGUCGCCCUUCCUUUGCCGCCCGAAACGUCGUCGUGCAGGACUUACGCAACGAAAGAGGUAAAAUUGAUCGGUCGAGAAGUUGGUAAUGCUAAUGGUUUGGAUCUGGGUGAUGGCCAAGUAUUUGUGUAUCCCGACUAUCGCUUUCGCGUUCUGGUUCGAUAUGGAAGGGAUGGAUGUGAUUGGUUGCCAUGGAUUUCAGAACUACAGGUGUUUUGCUUCGAGUCCCGAAAAUGGUCGACCAUAAUGGAUGGUCCUCUUGCACCUAACGCAGCGUCUUUGGAUGAUGGGAAGUUGUAUUGGGUGGAUUGCGAAGUCCAUAGUGGAAUUCUGAGGUUUGAUCCUUUUCACCCAAAUAUGCAUCCAACCACUGUAGGCAGUGAGAAUUACUUUGUCAUGUGGGAACCAGUAUCCCAUUAUUUUUGGUCCUCGCACGGUGCUUCUUACGUAGUUCUACAUGAUCAAUCGGGAUCUCUUGGGCCUUACCCAGAUGUUUUCAUGGUUCGGAGGUGGGAAGAAGGCCGCAUGACAUGGAAUCUGUGCUACGAAGUGUCGUUGGAGGAGCUAAAACGUAACAGCGGGCCCGAAGUUGAGGAGCUGGAAGUCGUCUCCGUGCUCGCUCAGCAUUCGGAGCGGCCGGAAAUUUUGUUCUUGGAAUGCCACCGCGAUCCGAAAUUCAGAAAGACGGAAAUUUAUUUCGAUCCUACUUUCGAUGGGGUCAUAGAGACGGUUGUUUUCUCGUGCAAUCUGACGACGGGAAAACUGGAGCUUGUUGCCGAUCAGAGACCGUGUACUUUUCUCGGUCGGUGGAUGGUCUUGCAGCCCGGGACCACUUGUUUUUCUACACCAAUUCCUAGCUAUGAGAAAUUGCUCGGCAUGUAUGAUGGAAGCUGCAAUGAUUUGAUUCAUAGGAGAAAAUCAACUUAGGAGUCAUUUAGAGAGAGUUGGCAACGCAAUGAAAUCACUGCAAGUAGCGUCCUCGUUGUUUCCUAAAGUUGUUUCUUGUGAGAUCAUAUCGAAUGUUGGAAUAAUUUGCACUCAAUCAUUACCGUCGCAAGCUCAUCUUCUGAAAAAGGAGAGUCAACCACAACCUCGUCGAUUGUCAACACCUCUAACAGGGACCUGUCGCUUUUUAUUUCCACGAAUCGACUUCUUGACUGACUUUCGAAGCAGGCUGAUUUGUUGCUCCUUGCAGAUCGCACAGUCGCACCGAGCUCGCACAUAGUAUGUCCUACAUUGGAAGCAUUAUCUUGUCGAGACUUUCAUAGUGAAUGAAAUACUUUAUGUAAUUGAUACGGAAUUGAGAGAUUUGAGACUUUGUGAGAUUUAUCUGAACACAGACUCUCGUGUA